AUGCCCAUGUCUGAUUUUCUUGAGAGCUGGCGGCGAGCUUUUGACACUGAUACCUUGUACUAUUUCCCAGCAUUCUCCAAACAAGCUGAUGCUAGGAAGAAGACCGACACUGUCGUCUUGCGUCAAGGCCUGGAACAGAUGCGUCAGCUACAUGACGCCUGGGUUGUGCAGUCUAAGGCCGGGAUACUUCGAAAGCCACUUAUUGAGUGGAUCCGCUUGACAGCAAGGCGAAGAUGCACCGAACCUGCGGACAAGGUGUAUGCUCUGCUGAACAUCAUACCCGAGACAGAAGCACGCUACUUCCAGCCAGACUAUCGCAAAUCUCCCCAAGCUGUCUUCGACGAAGUUAUACACUACCAUCUGUGCCAUACAAGCUGGAACUUGUCAACACUUCAACAGCUUGUCGACGACCUAUACGAUAAUAAGAACAGGAUCAUCGAGUCGUGCAUCGAGCGACCAGUGACAGCGAUACCAUACGAAUUACUGGUAUCUCCAGAAGAGCCCAAGCGAGUUUCGAAUCACAUCGCAUGGCGGUUCACCCCUUUCGCGUUGCGUCCAACGUUGGUACUGUCUCCAGUCAACUCCGCCACAAUAUGUCACAUACUGCAUCCUGGAACGCCUGCCCACCUCAAACAAGACGUUAGCAACCACAACCUCACACGUAUCGAGCGAUCCAUCAAGCAAGCUCUCGCCGUGUAUUUCAAGCACGCGUCGCGUAUGGUGACCACACUGCAAAACGUUGUUCCCUUGCAACUCUUUGGAUCCUCUGCCCAUCUGUUCACCUCUUUACCCACAGCACAGUCACUUCAAUCAACGGCCAGUGCUAGCUGGCAGUCUUAUGUGGAGAGCGAUGUUCAGCCUUUUGAGUUCAACGCGAUAAUUGUGGCGACGUCCGGCAUCGUUGGUAUCCAACUACCACAUCACACGCAUCAAGCUGCAAUAGGAGAACGAUUGUACGUCACUGAUUCUGGUGGCCUGAGCCAUGUCGUGCGCGGUCGGUACCUAAAGACCAUGUGCUUCGUUCCAGAAACCGAUAGCCUUAGAGCAUUCUUUGCAACUCACGGAACGGGCGAAUUUCCUGUUGCGAUCAGUCUCCCAAAGCAAUCAAAGUCGCACGACUGA
Cercospora beticola is the source of this 1122-nucleotide messenger RNA. RefSeq lists its product as uncharacterized. The record is from RefSeq and is a predicted model, not a curated record. NCBI's taxonomy places the organism in Eukaryota, Fungi, Ascomycota, Dothideomycetes, Mycosphaerellales, Mycosphaerellaceae.